GAGUCGUUCAUGGAUAUCUGAUGAGUCAGUACGGGUUGACUCGGAUGCUCUUUUGGGUCCGGGAGUCUACUCAGCCCGAAUCUUCCGAGUCUGAACGAAUUCGCACCGGGUCUACUAUCUCCGGUGACGACUCAGCCGGAUCUACUGGGACUCGGCCGAGUCUUUGAACCAUGGACUCACGUACAUGCCUAAUCUGUCAUGCAUUUUUCUUAUUAUGCAAUUUUUGGGUGAACGGUGCAUCAAAAAAUAAGGAUGCCCUGAGAAGAGAGCCAGUUUGAAAAGACGUCUGCAGCCGUGUGGUUUUUCCAGCAGGACAAAAAAUCAGAGAAUUUUUUCUGGCAGCUGAGCUGAUUUUGGAUAAGGCAGAAUGGAAGGGAGGGUACACACUUUUCGGCCUCCAGAAGGAUAUGUGGAUGAAGAAAUGGAAGACUAUAUCAAGAAUGGUUAUCCUUCCCUAGAAGAUGAAAUUACUUUUGCUGUCUCACAUGAUAAGAAAGAAACAUUUGUUACUUGGAUAAAUGGGAUAACCUACAAAAAUGAUAUACCUCGAUGGUGUGUGGAUCGUAUGUUUCUUUUUGACUCCAUAAAUUGUAUGGAUGCUGUUCUGAAUGGAGAAAUGACAGGAAAAAUUGAUUUUACUGUUGAUGCUGUUCCACACAACAACCAUGGGGAACUUCCUGCAUUGCAUAAAGCAGCUACUAGUCAGGCCUGUAGACUGACUGAGUUAUUUCUUGGUAUUACGGAUCAAGCAAAUGUCAGAUUGGAUUUUAAGGAUGUAAAAGGGUGGUUGCCGCUGAAUUUUGCUCUUGAGAAUUUAAGGUCUCCAAGCUCGAUGCCUGUGUGGAUAAAUUCUAAAGGAGACAAGCAUAAAUCCUACUGGAUGGCUAAUCCAAUACCACAGGGACCAACUGAGAUGGUCUUCAAGUUACUUUAUUAUCUGCUUUGGCCGUUUUCGAGAUCUGCUCUGGAAGUUGUGAGAUUGCUGGCGCAGAAGACCAAAGAAGUUGAAUUUGAAUUUUUUAAAUAUGUGAAAGAGCAGAAACUGGUUGAAUUAGCAGGCUUGUUGUUGGUGGCUCAUGAAAAGGUUAUGCCUGGUUUAGAAGAACGUAUGAAGAUCCGCAAUUUUGUCUUGAAAGAAGCUGCAUUUCUGAAUUUACAAGAAAUCAGGUCCUUGUAUGGCUCUGGUGAUGAGAAGUCCCUACAAGAGGUGAAAAAGAAGAAGGUGGAGAUGGAGGCAAUACUAUUAUUACUUGAAGUAUUUGACAGAAUUGGUGAUAAACUUUCGGCUUAUGUUCAGAUAGUGCGAAAACUGGUGGGAGAGGAAUAUCACGCCAAAGAAAUUGGCUGGAUCUUGGAGAAAGCUGGAUUUUCCGUGAAGCUUGAACUUUUUGAUGAAACAAGCAGGGGAAUAAUUCGGCAUGAGUGGUAUUUACCCUUUCUAGGGGACACAGGUGCAGAAGACACCUUUUACAUUCUUAAUCGCAUCAAACGUUUGGAGUCACAUAAGAUGGCUUUGGGUUAUCGAAAACUGCCUUCAAUCUGUGGGACGCCUAUUCAGCAAGUUGUAGCAUCUUCAAGUAGCUCCUCCCAAUGGUCUUCAGCUUCUGCUCUAAAAUCAUUUCAUACAUUCCAUCCUGUGAGGGCCAGUGGUCGGUGUUCUGGUUCUGCUACAUGGGAGAAUAAAGCAUGCAACUGGUUGUGGGAUUUGCCAUGCAAACGUGGUCUUCUUAGAGAUAGCCAGGAUCUCCCUUCAGCCAAUAGGGUGCUAAACAUGCAAUACAGGAAGGUAUGGGCUUGUGUUGUGGCAACUUUAAAAAGGGGAACAAGGCUCAUCUGAACGAUUAUUGAGGUGGCCCUUAUUUUUCCUCCGUAUUGGUAGUAUUGGUGUUAUACCUGGGGCCCGUAUUUCUUACGCUUGUUUAAUGGAAUGUUUUGAAGUAUUGGAGAUCUUAGCAUUUGUUCAAGUAGUUCAGUGUAAACAAUGACACCGUACUAUUGUAUGACUAUUCUGCAUGCACCUCUCUUGAAGGUUAUUAGUAGGAAGAUGGCUGCCAAUGACUCUGUGUUCUUGGCCCUUUCUGCUAUGAAAUUUAUACCCUUGAAAUCACACAUAUUCAAGUUUCAUGAUAUGUUCAACUGCA
Molecule: messenger RNA, 2141 nt
Organism: Coffea eugenioides
Lineage: Eukaryota; Viridiplantae; Streptophyta; Magnoliopsida; Gentianales; Rubiaceae
Exons: 9
Coding region: 368-1837 (489 amino acids)
Biological process (GO): iron-sulfur cluster assembly
Molecular function (GO): ferric iron binding
Source: RefSeq, a predicted model, not a curated record